This is a messenger RNA of Ornithorhynchus anatinus (platypus), 3450 nucleotides long. It is a transcript of the gene LCAT, whose product is annotated as lecithin-cholesterol acyltransferase. Gene Ontology annotation, molecular function: phosphatidylcholine-sterol O-acyltransferase activity. The transcript is spliced from 6 exons. Bases 1696 to 2988 code for a protein of 430 amino acids. Gene Ontology annotation, biological process: lipid metabolic process. The record is from RefSeq and is a predicted model, not a curated record. Lineage: Eukaryota; Metazoa; Chordata; Mammalia; Monotremata; Ornithorhynchidae.
CACCCACUUCCUUUCAGCUGGAGAAACUAAAUUUGGCUAGGCCCUGAUCUGGUGAUGGAGCCAGCAUCAGCGGUAAGGCUUUUCUGACUCUCACCACUCUGAUGCUUCUCUCCCACAGGGAAAUCCAAUGAAACCUCACAUUACUAAUAAUAAUAGUAACUGGGGUAUUUUUAAAGUGCUUUAUUAUGUGCUAAGCACAGGGAUGGAUGCAGGCUCAUCAGAUCGGACACAGUCCCUGUUCCAUAUGAGGUUAAGGGGAGGAAACCUGUUUUUUUAAUGAGCUGUGCAAAACUGUACAGGUAUGGUCUGACUCCCUCUCAAAGCCUCCUCCCGGCCCAAGUUCGUUGUCGUUCCCCUGAGAAGCAACCUCAAUAAAUCACAAUGUGUCAGCAUCUGACCCUAUGCAAGCUGGGUAGCCACCACCGGUCACAUGAGUAGGCAUUGGACAUGGCCAAAUGUUCUUUCUGUUCUGCUCUGGGAACUUUUCUCAGCCAAAAGGAGGGGAAGAGAGGGGGAAGGAAAAGAAGCCAUUCUCACUGAUCUCAGAUUUGUCCCAGGGAGAAACCCGGGUUGGGGGUGCCUACAUCUCAGUGAUUCAGGUUCUGGCCGCCACAGGGACAGGGAGUUGGGGCCCAAUUCCUGGGUUGGGUUUUCAAGGCUGCCAGCUAUUUGGGGCUGUGGAUGAAAGGGAAUCCUUCUCCACCUCCCCCCCAACCCACUCUGAACCUGCCUUCCCCAUCCUGCCAUCUCUCCCCUGGAAGCUACAGUCAAUUUGGAGUUACAGUCAACUGGGAGCUACAAGCUACAGUCGACUCAGGAUACUCUCGGGGGAAGAUCAAGAACAAUAGAGUGAAUUCCGUCUAUCCUGUCCUUCUGCCUUCCCUUGAACUUUCCCGGCACCAGAUUUACCAUGCUCCUGCAACCAGCCAAUCCUCUCUUCCUCCCCUUCCAUCCCUCACCCCCCUGGGCCCAGUGUCCCCAUAACCCAUUGGAUUCCCUCUUUCCCUUCUGGAGGGCAUGGCGAAGUUGAGGUGGAGGGUAUUGGGCAUUUCCAGUGAUUGAGAGGGUAGGUGCAGGGUUUGGAAUCCUCAGGGUCUGACUGCUGCACCGCCACCCAGACACACCAUCUCUGGUUUCCUCAAUACCUCCUCCCUGUUAAACGCCCCCAGACACUGUGAGGAACAGAUGUUCUGGAUGGAUUCCUCCUCCAGUUACCUCAGGCAGAAGCCUCACCCUGGCAGAUUUGUGAUGCUGCCUCAUGGUCUCCGUCCCCAUAGCCAAUAGCCCUUCUAGUUCUCACAUGAGCCACGCACAGAACCGUAAAUGGAAAGCGGGGUCUACACGUGUGCACCCGCACUUGCAUGUGCACCAACACACAAACAUAUCAAGGGGUCGGGCAUUGAGACUGCAGAGCUAGCACCGAGGCAUUCUGACUCCCAGGAAACUCAGCCAGCCCUUGGUGCUCUCAUCCUUUCUUUCAUCCCCUGGCCCUGGAGGAGGCUCUGGAAUCUUAAGGAGCCAUUCCCAAGCCUCUGCCCCAGUGACUUCUUCUGGUCUCCAGCCCCCUCUGCAGGUCCCCGCCCCUUGCUCCCCUGCUCCUUGCUGUCCCCUCCCACUGCUUCCCCCACCCCCCCCUUCCUGCUCUGAUAAGAGCUUGUUUGCUCUGGCCAGCUUGGAAGCAUCUGACAGGCAGCAAUGAGGACGACCAGCCUGGCUCUGCGCUGCUCUCUCCUCAGCUUUCUGCUCCUGUUCCCGCCGGCUGCACCCUUCUGGCUCCUCAAUGUGCUCUUCCCCCCCAGCACCACCCCUAAAGCUGCCCUCAAAAACCACACCCGGCCCGUCAUACUUGUACCUGGCUGUCUGGGGAACCAGCUGGAGGCCAAACUGGACAAGCCAGAUGUGGUGAACUGGAUGUGCUAUCGCAAGACUGAAGACUUCUUCACCGUUUGGCUCAAUCUCAACAUGUUCCUGCCACUUGGGGUCGACUGCUGGAUUGACAACACCAGGGUGGUCUACAACCGGACCACAGGGCUCAUGUCCAAUGCCCCCGGGGUGCAGAUCCGUGUGCCUGGAUUUGGCAAGACCUACUCUGUGGAGUACCUGGACACCAGCAAGCUGGCAGGCUACAUGCACACCCUGGUGCAGAACCUGGUGAACAAUGGGUAUGUGCGGGAUGAAACGGUGCGGGCUGCCCCCUAUGACUGGAGGACUGAGCCAACCCAGCAGCAGGAGUACUUUGAGAAACUGGCCGCCCUGGUGGAGGAGAUGCACGCUGCCUACGGGAAGCCCAUCUUUCUCAUCGGCCAUAGCCUGGGCAACCUGCAUCUGCUUUACUUCCUGCUGAAGCAGCCCCAGGCCUGGAAGGAUCACUUCAUCGAUGGCUUCAUCUCUCUGGGUGCACCCUGGGGGGGCUCUGUCAAACCCAUGAGAGUCCUGGCCUCUGGCGACAACCAGGGGAUCCCCAUCAUGUCUAACAUCAAGCUGCGAGAGGAUCAGCGCAUGACGACCACCAGCCCCUGGAUGUUCCCGUCACCCCUAGCCUGGCCCGAGAACCACGUGUUCAUCUCCACCCCCAACUUCAACUACACCUAUCGGGAUUACCACCGCUUCUUCACUGAUGUGCGCUUCGAGGAUGGCUGGUUCAUGUGGAACAACUCGCGGGACCUACUGGCUGGGCUGCCCCCACCUGGGGUAGAGGUGUACUGCCUGUAUGGGGUGGGGCUGCCAACUCCCCACACUUAUAUCUACGACCACGGCUUCCCUUACGAGGACCCGAUAGAGAUGCUGUAUGAGGAUGGUGACGACACGGUGAGCACCCGCAGCAUGAAGCUGUGCAAAGGCUGGGCCAGUCGCCAACACCACCCUGUGCACGUGCUUGAGCUUCCUGGCAUUCAGCACUUCAACAUGGUCUUCAGCAAUGAGACCCUUGACCAUAUCAAUGCCAUCUUAAUGGGCACUUAUCGCGGUGUCAAUGCUACCACCCCUUAAGGCCCACCCCUUCCCCCGUGCCCCCACCUCCCCAACAUGCACACACACAAACACAUACAUACAACCCCAUCUGGGACUGCUGGGGAUCUGCCCUCACUCCAGACUCCCGGGAUCCAGGAUGUGACUCAGGAGGACCCCCUGUCAAGGGCCAUGGGAGGUGGGGGAGAAUGGGAGUCAGGAGUCAGCUCUGGCUCCCGGGAGAGGAGAGGGAGAGGGGAGGGAGAGCUUCAAGAAUGGGAUCAAGUGUCUUCAAGUGUCCAGGACGAUCCCCUGUGACGCUAUGGGCCUAGGGAGGGUGGAGUAGGAGGCCAGAGCAGUGGUGAGGGACCCAGGUCCCAGAGACCCUGCUCCUGUGAUGCCCUCUACUCGGUGCCCUCCAACUCAUGGGGUCCCAUGGGGCAGGGAUUGGUGUGGAUUAUUAAAUGUUGGGGCAUUUUGGCUUAAUAAAAAUCUGAAAUCUUC